Messenger RNA from Gracilinanus agilis (Agile Gracile Mouse Opossum), 845 nucleotides. RefSeq names its product translocase of inner mitochondrial membrane 8A (gene TIMM8A). The transcript has 2 exons. NCBI's taxonomy places the organism in Eukaryota, Metazoa, Chordata, Mammalia, Didelphimorphia, Didelphidae. The coding region runs from base 64 to 351 and encodes 95 amino acids. The record is from RefSeq and is a predicted model, not a curated record.
CACGUGAAGGUCGGUGGGUUGUUGCGGCUUGCGGUCUCGGGCUUUUCGCGGGGCCAGGUCGGCAUGGAUUCCUCAUCGUCCAUGACGGGGCUGGGCUCCGUGGACCCGCAGCUGCAGCAUUUCAUCGAGGUGGAAACUCAGAAGCAGCGAUUUCAGCAUUUGGUGCACCAAAUGACUGAGCUGUGCUGGGAAAAGUGCAUGGACAAACCUGGGCCCAAGUUGGACAGUCGAGCUGAAACCUGCUUUGUGAACUGCGUGGAGCGGUUUAUUGACACAAGCCAGUUCAUCCUGAACCGAUUGGAGCAGACACAGAAGUCCAGGCCAGCCUUCUCAGAGAGUUUGUCUGACUAAUCUCAGCACAACUAUCUCUGUUCCAUUGACAAAGGAACUCUAUAGUUCUAAGAAGAACUGUGAUGGGAUGAUUGUAAAAGGCAAGGCUGUGAAGAGAUUGACUCCCAGCUUUAUCCCAGCCUAGGGAGUGUUCUGUCACCUGAAUGAGCAGAGAACAGUUUUGUGAGUUUGGGGUUGUGUUUUGUUUUGUUUCAAAAUGCCAGUUUUGUGAAAAAUAUAGACAGUUGAAUGGAAGACUACUAGAUACACUUAAACUGUACCCAGGGUUAUGUUCUUAACGUUCCAUUGGCUUCUUUGUAGGUAUUCAAACUGGGACCACAUGGGUAGACUCCCUCCUCUGUACCUGUGUUCAUUUCAAACCUGUGGGAGGGUGGGGUUGAGAGAACAUUCUUUGUAUCUGGCAACAAGAGGGGAGAAACUAUUUGGUACUGCCUUUUCACGCCUCCUUAUCUGUUUUAUGACUAUCAGGGCUGGACAGAGCUGUAAUACAGUAC